AGUUAGCCAGUAAAACGGCUAACCCCUCCAAGCUAAGAGCUUUUAACGGUCUUCGUUAUCCAAAACUAUCUCCCUCUUCAUCAUCUUCUUCUUCUUCAUCCCUUUUCUCUGCAAUUUCAAUUCUCAAUCAACCUUCCUAAAACCCUUCAAAAACCCUAAUUGUCUGACCCCAAAUUCCCCCAAUUUCUGAUGCAAAUUCACUUCAACCCACCAUGCUAAAAACUCUCACCUUCACCCUUUCUCUCUCCUCUAAACCAAACCCAUAUCUCAAUUUCCCUCAAAACCCAUUAUCCAUCCCCCAUAACAUCCCCUUUUUCUCAAAACCCUACUCCGUCUCCUCCAAUUUCAAGCUCAAAGCCAAACCCAAAGACCUAAUUCUGGGCAACCCAUCAGUCACAGUCGAAAAGGGUAAGUACAGUUAUGAUGUUGAGACCUUAAUUAACAAAUUAAGUAGUCUCCCACCUAGAGGUUCAAUUGCUAGAUGUCUUGAAGCAUUUAAAAAUAAGCUUUCUCUUAAUGAUUUUGCUUUGGUUUUUAAGGAAUUUGCUCAGAGGGGGGAUUGGCAAAGGUCGGUAAGAUUGUUUAAAUAUAUGCAGCGCCAAGUUUGGUGCAAACCUAAUGAACAUAUAUAUACUAUUAUCAUUGGGGUGUUGGGUAGAGAAGGGUUGCUUGAGAAAGCCCACGAGGUGUUUGAUGAUAUGCCUGUUCAUAAUGUGCCUCGUAGCGUGUUCUCUUACACUGCUUUGAUUAAUGCUUAUGGUAGGAAUGGUCGGUAUGAGACCGCCCUUGAGUUGUUGAAUAGGAUGAAGAAAGAGAGGGUGGCUCCUAAUAUAUUGACUUAUAAUACUGUGAUUAAUUCUUGUGCUAGAGGUGGGUUGGAUUGGGAGGAGUUGUUGGGGUUGUUUGCUGAAAUGAGGCAUGAAGGGAUUCAGCCUGAUAUCGUGACUUAUAACACGUUGCUUAGCGCUUGUGCUAAUAGAGGGCUAGGGGAUGAGGCUGAGAUGGUGUUUAGGACUAUGAAUGAAAGUGGGGUUUUGCCUGAUAUAACGACUUAUAGCUAUGUUGUUGAGACGUUUAGCAAGUUGGGUGAGCUUGGAAAGGUCUCUGAUCUCUUGAAAGAUAUGGAAUUGAGUGGUAACAUGCCUGAUAUAUCGUCUUAUAACGUGUUAUUAGAAGCUUAUGCAAAGAAAGGAUCCAUUAAAGAGGCAAUGGGGGUGUUUAGGCAAAUGCAGGAAGCGGGUUGCAUGGCGAAUGCUAAUACUUAUAGUAUUUUGUUGAACUUGUAUGGUGGUCAAGGGCGGUAUGAUGAUGUUCGCGACCUUUUCCUUGAGAUGAAAGUAAGCAAUACUGAUCCAGAUGCUGCAACUUACAAUAUUCUUAUACAGGUUUUUGGUGAAGGUGGUUACUUUAAGGAAGUGGUGACUUUAUUCCAUGAUAUGGUAGAGGAGAAUGUCGAGCCAAAUAUGGAGACCUAUGAAGGUUUGGUAUUUGCUUGUGGCAAAGGAGGGUUGUAUCAUGAUGCACAAGAGAUCUUAUUACAUAUGAAGGAAAAAGGCUUGGUGCCAAGUUCUAAGGCCUACACUGGGGUUAUUGAGGCUUAUGGACAAGCUGGAUUGUAUGAAGAAGCUCUUGUUGCGUUUAACACAAUGAAUGAGGUGGGAAGUAGACCCACAGUGGAAACCUAUAACUCUUUGAUUCAUUCAUAUGCAAGGGGUGGCCUUUAUAAGGAGGUUGGAGCAAUUUUAAACAGGAUGACUGAGUCUGGAAUAGCAAGGAACAGGGCUUCAUUUAAUGGUGUUAUUGAAGGUUUUAGACAGGGAGGUCAGUAUGAGGACGCUAUUAAUGCUUAUGUUGAGAUGGAAAAUGCAAGAUGUGAUCCAGAUGAGCAGACACUUGAGGCAGUCUUGAGUGUUUAUUACUUUGCCGGGCUUGUUGAAGAGGCGGAGGAGCAGUUUCAAGAAAUUAAAGCUUUGGGAAUACUACCGAGCGUGAUGUGUUACUGCAUGAUGCUUGCUGUCUAUGCAAAAACUGACAGGUUGAACAAUGCCUAUGAAUUGCUGAAUGAAAUGCUGAACCAUAAGACUUCCAAUAUUCAUCAAGUAAUUGCUCAGAUGAUCAAGGGAGAUUUUGAUGAUGACUCCAACUGGCAGAUGGUAGAAUACGUAUUUGACAAAAUUAAUUCUGAAGGCUGUGGCUUUGGUAUACGAUUCUAUAAUACCCUUUUAGAAGCACUAUGGUGGCUUGGCCAGGAGGCACGUGCAGCCAGAGUGCUCAAAGAAGCAACGAAAAGGGGACUUUUUCCCGAAUUGUUCCGCACCAACAAGCUGGUCUGGUCUCUUGACUUACAUAGGAUGUGGCCUGGAAGCAUAUGCGCUGCAAUAUCAGUUUGGCUCAAUGAUAUGUUAAAGAUGUUCAAGGAUGGGACAGGUCUUCCGCAACUAGCAACUCUUGUUGUAGUAAGGGGAGAGAUGGAGAAGAGCUCUAUGGUAGAAAAUGUUCCUGUUGCAAAGGUGGCUUAUGCUUUUCUAAAGGAUAAUUUGCAGUCAUCGCCAUUUAGUUUCCCUGGUUGGAACAAGGGUCGUAUCGUGAGCCAAUCAACCCAGCUAAAGCGGCUAUUGUCUGAAAUAAAGCAAACUUCUGGCGAAUCUGAAACAGGUGAAGUGAUUACACUCAGCAAUACCCCUUUGCCUGUUGCUUUAUCAAGGACAUCUAUGAGCAAUGGUAAGAGAGAGAAACAUAGAAAUGCUAAUACAGAUACUACUAUCUCCAGAAAACAGAAAGAGCUUAUUCCUAGUACAGUUUAACAAGGAAAAUACUCCAUUUUAACUGUCCACUUCUCAAGUUCGAGUUCUGCUGAAAUGACAGUCGAAUCAGGCUUUCCACAAUUGUGUUGUUGGGGUUCAACUCAAAUUUUGGUUGGCAGAAAACAGCCAAAUGUUGUACACUCCAAUGCGCGUAACCUGGUUUUUCAGCACAGUUCAGACAUGAAACCCAUGGAGCAAGUAGAAUUCUUCGAGAGUGAAGGUUGCUUGCUUUCUCUUACCUCCAAUUGUAGUCUUUGUACAUGAUUUCCUGUAAAAGAAAUUUUGGGAAGAAGGUGGUAGUGUAGUUUGUUAGGGAACAGAGCUAAGAACAGCUGGUUUGUAUUCAAAGAACUGGUGUUCUGCUUGUAUACCCUUGUGAGUUGUGAAGAUCCCACUAUUAUGAAUGGAAAAGGAGUAAAAUUAGAAUCA
Molecule: messenger RNA, 3233 nt
Organism: Spinacia oleracea (spinach)
Lineage: Eukaryota; Viridiplantae; Streptophyta; Magnoliopsida; Caryophyllales; Amaranthaceae
Product: pentatricopeptide repeat-containing protein At1g74850, chloroplastic
Exons: 4
Coding region: 213-2804 (863 amino acids)
Molecular function (GO): mRNA binding; protein binding
Source: RefSeq, a predicted model, not a curated record